AUGCUCCACCAUAACAUCAACACCGGUCCUGGUGUUCUCCUCCCAUCGAGCAAGAUAAUAAGAUCCAAACAAUUCCGGGAAAAGAAGCAGCCGACCCCCGGCUCUACAGGUGGCCGAAAGAAGAAAUCUACCGCCAAGACACCGUCUCCGGUAAAAGACAAGUCCGGAGGCACAGACAAACAACCUAGGGAAUCUGCGAAACCGCAAUUUGAAACACGAGAUGAGGAAGAAUCGGCUUCCACGUCUGACCGAACCGGCUCGCAGAAAACCGAUGAAAAUCCUUCCGAUAGAGAAGGACCAUUUGAAGAAGAUCAAUCGGCUACAAGUCUUGACAAUGCGGAAAGGCAUGUUGCGGGAACACCGAAGGCUAAAUUACAGCUCUUGGUGUUGGAUAAGCUUGAGAUAAAGAAAGGAGAAUUCACUGAAGAAAUAGAUCGGCUUGACGCGGUGCACAGACAGCGAGAAACAGCGCAUUCUCCGCGUCUUGAGACCAAUGACGGUCAGAAUCGAGGUGAAACACCUCCUCUAGCGGAUCCGGUCAUAAACGAAACUGACGAAAGAACAAAGACUCCUUUCACCGGGCCAUUUGAAACGGAUCGACCGGGGGAUACAGAACCGGUUGUCACAGAGGAAAAAGUAAAGACUCUUAUUCAAGAGUUUGCCAACUCAAAGGUUCGACCGUGGAAGAGGAAAAUCAAGAAAGUCGCGCGCCAAACAAUCCUGUUAGCCGAAAAGACGAGGGAUGAUCUUGUAAAGGCAGAGGUACGGAUCACAGACAUCGAAGACGACUACCGGAACGACACGGUUCUGCACAACGAUCAUCUUCAGCAAACCGAGGACUUGGAAGAUAAGACCUCAAGGAUGGUGGAUGACAUGGGUCGGUUUGAAAGGGAAACCGAGCAACAGCUCACAAAGGUCGAUGAAGACCUGGGGCGGUCAUGCAACGAAGCCGCUUCCACACUCAACAAAGUCAUUAGCCUCGAGGAAAAGAAUGCAAGCCUUGAGGACCGGAAUACCCAACUUGAAGCCAAUCUCAAGGCGCUAACCGAACAGAAGACCAAGGCGGCUUCUUCCUCUCCAGUUCCGGCAAAACGAAAACGGAAAACACCAUCAAGGAAGGUUCAAAUAGCCGGAAUGCUGGAAAGGAUUACCGAGACAAUCAUUGAAACUCAACCGAAUCCAUCUAUGCACACCGAGGAUGAACUUGAAGAAAACCUCGAGCCGUGUUCUACAGGACAGCGAGUCUCCAAUGCGGUUCCAAUCAGCACGGGCGGUCAACCGCAAGCUGAAGGUUCAUCUUCAAGACCGGAUCAACCGGAUGAGGAAGAACCAACCGAUGCUAUGAUGAAAGACUUCAUAUUUUCCGAAUCAGAAUAG
This is a messenger RNA of Impatiens glandulifera, 1377 nucleotides long. RefSeq lists its product as uncharacterized. The coding region runs from base 1 to 1377 and encodes 458 amino acids. The transcript is spliced from 3 exons. NCBI's taxonomy places the organism in Eukaryota, Viridiplantae, Streptophyta, Magnoliopsida, Ericales, Balsaminaceae. The record is from RefSeq and is a predicted model, not a curated record.